Molecule: messenger RNA, 1797 nt
Organism: Recurvomyces mirabilis
Lineage: Eukaryota; Fungi; Ascomycota; Dothideomycetes; Mycosphaerellales; Teratosphaeriaceae
Gene: CCT8
Product: T-complex protein 1 subunit theta
Exons: 2
Coding region: 1-1797 (598 amino acids)
Biological process (GO): protein folding
Cellular component (GO): chaperonin-containing T-complex
Molecular function (GO): ATP hydrolysis activity; ATP-dependent protein folding chaperone; ATP binding
Source: RefSeq, a predicted model, not a curated record
AUGUCACUAACAAUCCCCCAACAACAAUCCCUCUUCAAACCAGGCUACCAAAACUACGACGCCGAAGAUGGUGCCGUCCUGCGCAACAUCGACGCCUGCCGCACCAUCGCCAACACCGUCCUCACCUCCCUCGGCCCCUACGGCCGCAACAAAAUCGUCAUCAACCACCUCCAAAAAAUGAUCCUCACCAACGACGCCGCCACCAUCCUCCGCGAACUGGACGUCGUGCACCCGGCCGCCAAACUCCUCGUAAUGGCCAGCCAGCAACAAGAAGCCGAGAUGGGUGACGCCACGAACCUGGUCAUUGUGCUGGCUGGGGAACUACUGAAGAAAGCGGAGGAUUUGUUGCGCAUGGGGUUAAAGACGGCGGAGAUCAAUGCCGGGUAUGAGCGGGCGCAGAAGGUGGCGUUGGAGACGUUGGAGGAGUUGGAGGUGGAGAGCGUGGAGAAUGUUCGGGAUCAGGCAGAACUCGCCAAGGCGUUGAAGACGGUCAUCGCGGCCAAGCAGAGUGGGAAUGAGGAGUUUUUGGCGGAUCUGGUGGCCGAGGCUGUGUUGGCGGUGUUGCCGAAGAAUCCGUAUAAUUUCAAUGUGGAUAAUAUUCGGGUGGUGAAGAUUAUGGGUGGCGCGCUGGAGCAGAGUAAAGUGGUGAAAGGGAUGGUGUUUGGGAGGCAGCCGGAUGGGAUUGUGACCAAGGCUACCAAGGCGAAGGUGGGUGUCUUCAGCUGUCCGAUCGACAUCUCGCAGACGGAGACGAAGGGCACGGUUCUGCUGAAGAAUAGCAAGGAGCUCUUCGACUUUACCAAGGGAGAGGAGAAGCAGAUGGAGAAUGCGAUCAAGGAACUUCACGACUCCGGUAUGCGUGUAGUGGUUGCGGGCGCCACAGUCGGCGAGCUGGCACUCCACUACCUCAACCGCUUCGGCCUCCUCGUCAUCAAAGUCCUGUCGAAAUUCGAGCUGCGACGCCUUUGCAGGGUCGUGGGCGCCACACCGCUUGCACGUCUAGGCGCCCCUAUGCCGGACGAGAUGGGGAACAUCGAUGUGGUAGAGACGAUGGAGAUCGGUGGCGACCGCGUAACAGUGUUCAGACAAGAAAACGAGCAGACGCGGACAGCUACUCUCGUGCUCCGAGGCGCGACACAGAACCAUCUCGACGAUGUGGAAAGAGCGGUAGACGACGGCGUCAACGUUGUUAAAGCCAUCACGCGGGAUAGUCGACUCGUGCCCGGCGCAGGAGCAUCCGAGAUGGAACUUGUGGAGCGCAUCACAGCUGUUGCGGAUAAAACGCCGGGAUUGGCACAGUAUGCUAUGAGGAAGUACGCCGAAGCGUUCGAGGUUGUCCCCAGGACGUUGGCGGAGAGUGCGGGGCUGGAUGCUACGGAGGUGCUCGCGAAGUUGUAUACGGCGCACCAGGCUCGGAUUCCGUCAUCCACAUCAGCAGCCAAACCACAGGCCAACGGGUCUUCCUCAGCAAACGGCACGUCAAGACCGCGAUCAUCGAAAGCCGCCGACGAUGAUGCCGACGACGAUGAUGCCGACGAGGAAGAAGAAGAAGAAGAAGAAGAAGAAGAAGAAGAAGAAAUCGACUGCACAGGCGUCGACGUGGAAAACUCCUCCGGCACGGGUCUACUAGAUGCCUCGGAAGAAGGGAUUCUGGAUCUCAUGUUGCCUAAGCUCUGGGCGAUCAAGCUGGCCACGGAGGCGGCGAGGACGGUGUUGAGUGUGGAUCAGAUUAUUGUGGCGAGGCAGGCGGGGGGGCCGAAGCCGCCGGGGCCGAAUGCUAAUUGGGAUGAGGACUGA